AUGCCGUUCACCAAGGUCCCCGAGUACUCUGCCAAGCACCCAAAGCCCGCUGACAUCACGUACGAGUACGGCACCGCUGGUUUCCGCACCAUCGGCGAGAACCUCGAGAGCACAGUGUUCCGCGUCGGGCUCUUGGCCGCGCUGCGGUCGCAGAGCAAGCAGGGCCAAGUAAUCGGCGUGAUGAUCACUGCCUCGCACAACCACGAGCGUGACAACGGCGUCAAGCUCAUCGAUCCGCUGGGCGAGAUGCUGCAGCAGUCGUGGGAGGCGUAUUGCAGCAAGCUGGCCAACGCAGCCUCGGACGCCGACGUGCAGUCUGUGCUUGAGGAGGUGGCCCGUGCCGAGAAAAUCGACACGUCGAUCAAGGCCAAGGUGGCUUAUGCGCGGGACACACGGCCCAGCGGUCCGCUGCUGCAGGGGGCGCUCGAGGACGGUCUCGAGGCCCUGAACGUCGAGGCGACCAACUACGGCAUCAUCAGCACGCCGCAGCUCCACUACAUUGUGCGCUGCCUCAAUACCGCCGGCACCAGGGCCGCAUACGGCGAGCCGACGGAGACCGGCUACAACGCCAAGUACGGCAGUGCGUACCUGCGCCUGGUCGAGGGCAAGGAGAAGCCGACCACCCUGCACAUUGACGCUGCCAACGGCGUCGGUGCCCCGCAGGUGCGCAAGCUGGCCGAGUCGAUCAACUCGCCGUACUUCAACAUCGAGGUGCACAACCACGACACCGAGACCCUGGGCAAGCUCAACAUCGACUGCGGUGCCGACUACGUCAAGUCCAACCAGCGCCAGCCCGCUGGUGUGACACUGAUCCCCGGCGGCCGCUACUGCUCGUUUGACGGCGACGCCGACCGCAUUGUGUUCUACUACGCCGACGAGGCCGGCCGCUUCCACCUGCUGGAUGGCGACAAGAUCGCGACGCUGGUGGCCACGUCGGCGUCGGUGCAGACCGCGUACGCCAACGGCAGCUCCACCAGCUUCAUCAAGGACUCGUUGAAGCUGCCCACCGUGUUUGCAAAGACCGGCGUCAAGCACCUGCACCACGAGGCCGAGAAGAUGGCCAUCGGCGUGUACUUUGAGGCCAACGGCCACGGCACCGUGCUGUUCAACCCGUCGGCGGUUACCGCCCUCACCAAUGCCACGCCAACGUCGCCUGCCCAGGCUGACGCGAUCGAGCGUCUGUGGGCGCUGCGCGAUCUCAUCAACGAGUCGGUCGGUGACGCCAUGUCCGACAUGCUGUUGGUCGAGACCAUCCUGAUCUGCAAGCAGUGGACGCUGGCGGACUGGGAUCAGGCAUACACUGAUCUGCCCAGCCGCCUGCUCAAGGUCGUCGUCAACGACCGCUCGGUCUUCCAGACCACCAACGCCGAACAGACCCUGACGUCGCCCGCGGGCCUGCAGGACGUCGUUGAUUCCAUCGUCGCAAAGUUCCCCAAGGGCCGCUCCUUUGUGCGCCCGUCGGGCACCGAGGAUGCGGUGCGCGUCUAUGCCGAGGCUGCCACUCGCCACGACUGCGACCAGCUUGCCUACACUGUUGCCGGUGCUGUCUUUGACAAGGCUGGUGGUCGCGGCGAGCGCCCGGCCGAGUUCCUGUAAACAAAAUCCAUUGCCGUUAUCUCAAGCUAUCUUGGUUGCAUAUUCUUUCUAUACAUGUAACAAGGAACCACUAUUUCAUCAUGUUUCUCGCGCACCAGCGGUGUUGCAGCCACUGUGUAUCGCGCCAUCGGAGAGCGAGAUGCUCUCCGCCUGAUUGGCAGGAAAUUGUGCUAGUUUUACAUCAGACAU
Molecule: messenger RNA, 1785 nt
Organism: Linderina pennispora
Lineage: Eukaryota; Fungi; Kickxellomycota; Kickxellomycetes; Kickxellales; Kickxellaceae
Product: Phosphoacetylglucosamine mutase
Exons: 2
Coding region: 1-1596 (531 amino acids)
Biological process (GO): carbohydrate metabolic process; UDP-N-acetylglucosamine biosynthetic process
Molecular function (GO): phosphoacetylglucosamine mutase activity
Source: RefSeq, a predicted model, not a curated record